Mesocestoides corti is the source of this 1680-nucleotide messenger RNA. The record is from the annotation of a GenBank genome assembly. NCBI's taxonomy places the organism in Eukaryota, Metazoa, Platyhelminthes, Cestoda, Cyclophyllidea, Mesocestoididae.
AUGCCGCCAUCACAACAAAAACCCGUUUCCCGUGUCGCAAAAACCCUCGCUAGUACUGAAUUCAUUGCCAAGCUCUCUUCGCCAUGGGUAUGCGAACUUCGCCAGGAUUCUAUGAAGGCUUUUUGUCAUCUGGCCAACCGUUUAAUCCGGCAGUUGGAUGUGGAUAUUGCCAUCUAUUCGUUUUUACCGGAAUCGCAAUUUACCGAUGCAUUUGUUGACUCAAGGAGGCAGCAAGACACAACUGAGCCUCCGAAAAGAAUCACCGAUUCGGCGACGGUUAUCUGCAUUGACAACUUGUGGCAAUGGGAUCCUGUUAGUGCUGUUGCGCCAUACCUUCGUUCUGCAAGCAUCAUGGAUCAGAUUCUAACGCGUUUACCAUGCUCUGAGCAGGGACACACGCUCGUCGAUUGGUGCAAGCUAAGUGGAAGGAAAAAUUUCCCAAGUUUGAAAACCAAUCUCGCUAUGUGCACAUCAGACGCCGGUCGCCAGUUACUAGAGGAUUUGUUUUUGUGCCAGAAGCAGGUCGAGGAAGUGAAGCUAAUCCAAAUGGCGCUGUUAGACGUCGCCUUCACCUUGAAUGCUCCUAAUGCUGAUAAAUUAGUGAAAAGCGCCGAGCCGCUCCAAGCAAUUCCCGCUGCUGUUUUCAGGUGUACUUUCUUAUCUUCUAGUACACUGUGUGAAACUAAACAAUACGACUACCUUCCGGUUGUGGAGUUAGGUCUGGCGGCCGCGGAAGCCGCCGAUAUCUCAAAGGCCGAAGAUGCUUUAAUAGAGAGUCGGCAGCCACUGUCUUCCACUGGAAAUCGGACCAAUAUCGAUCACCUUCUGCGCAAAUACGAGAACGCCAUAAUGCUGGCUCACUCUGAGGACGCCUCUGUAGCCUCGCUAACCGAUGAUGACGCUCUGCAAAACUGCCGGCCCAUACUCCUCAAUGCCAUCAAGGACGCCUACCAACUGACCAAUCCGGAUGAAGUACUGCUCCUGCUUAUCCGCCUUGUUGGACUACUGCCGUCUCGUGGCUGUAAUCCGAGUGUGAAACCGAACGCCCAGCUGAUUGAAGCCAUCGAUGGCAUCUUCGAAGCUGGCCUGUCCUCGCCCGCCUCCAAGGGCACUUCGACCGAAAGGUUCUUCAACAACUUUUCGCCAGAAUCCAUCGGACGUAGCACGCUGGCUGCGGCUUAUCGACGUCAUCUGCUACCGUCCUAUCGUCUUUACGGUAUUUGUGUUGACAGGGAGAGUGUAAGGAAUGUCGGUUUUCCACAACUCGUGUCUCCGGUGGUGCAGAUGUUCCGAGACCUCGCCGCUGCACACCAGGACCCCGCGUCGGCAAGUCCUGCCCUCCAGUCGCUCAAGCACUGGCCCACGACCCACUCGGAUCCCACGAUCCUCUCAAGCGUCGGCUUUGACACCAGCACACCACUGUCCUGUGAAUGCGUCGACGGAAGGCCGAACCAAGCGGGCGCCGGGACACGGGAGCGCGCUCUCGGGGUUGCGUCGCCCACUGUUGGAGUGGCCGUUCGCCAUCCACAGCCUGUGUCCAAAUUGUGCGCCUUACAAGCAGCGUGUUUCUUGAGUGCAUUCUACCACUGCGUGGUGAUUGGUUCUCCUCUUCAUUUACUUUCCCCAUUCGAGGCUAAUUGGAUACAUCCAAAAGCCACGGUCACACACGGCGCGCCUUGA